Molecule: messenger RNA, 4236 nt
Organism: Synchiropus splendidus (mandarinfish)
Lineage: Eukaryota; Metazoa; Chordata; Actinopteri; Syngnathiformes; Callionymidae
Gene: nkain2
Product: sodium/potassium transporting ATPase interacting 2
Exons: 7
Coding region: 815-1441 (208 amino acids)
Biological process (GO): regulation of sodium ion transport
Source: RefSeq, a predicted model, not a curated record
UCCUGUCGGUCCGUUGGUCCAUCCUGGCUCCCAUUGUCUCUCCUCCUCACUCCUGGACACGAGCCGGACAAACUAAAUUUACCCGCUGCUCAGCUUUGGCUGCUGCUCUCCAGCGACUCACCCUCACGCUUCACACAGGAAUGAAGACCCACGCUUGUGCUCUCCUCGGAGCAGUGAUGUAACGGAGUCAGCGGCGAGCAUCGGCGGCUGAGCUGUGGAUCUGACCGGGGAGGAGAUGAACCAGAGGCGGCGCGCUGCCUCUCCGCCACACACCCCGGAACCCGCGCGUCCUCCCUCACAUCAGGAUUAAGCAUCAGAUAAUGAAGCCGGCGGUUUGUUUGUGCGAGUGAACCCCGGAGGAUGACACUUGACUGGAGCCACUUUCACUUGUCUUCUCCACCCUUGAAACAAAUUAGGCUACUCCAAUCGUUUUAAGUAGCUCUUAAUCGGAUUAUUAAACAUUUAAUCUGUGGAAUAUCUCGAUCCAAUCUCUCCGUCUGUUGUGCUUUUCAAGACUUCCAGUGGGUUUUAUGAUAAAGAUGCGGCUAAUCCAGAGGACUUUGUUUUAAUGUGGACUCACCUGGAGAGUAAACAAUCGUGUAUCAUAAUCCUAAUUUAUAUGACUUUUGAAGGGAGAUGCUUCUGCACUCCCUGAGCUCCAGAGAGAGAAGAGGCUGAUCUCUUGGUCUCCAAGGCCCAGCAGGAGUGCCGCCACCUGGGCUGCCAGCCAGCCAGACGUCCCUCCAGGGGCCUCUUGGUUUUGGAAGGUCCACCUGGGACAUUUUGGGAGUAAUCCAGACACCCCGAGGACAUCAUGGGGUGUUGCAGCGGCAGGUGUACCUUGGCCUUCAUCUGUGGCAUGCAGCUGGUCAGCGUGUUGGAGCGACAGAUUAUCGACUUUCUGGGGUACCAGUGGGCCCCCAUCCUCAUCAACUUCCUCCACAUCAUCAUCGUCAUCCUCGGCCUGUUUGGUACCAUCCAGUUCAGGCCCAGAUAUGUCACCGGGUACGCUGCCUGGCUGGUCAUGUGGAUGACCUGGAAUGUUUUCAUCAUCUGUUUCUACCUGGAGGUCGGAGAUCUGUCCAAAGACUCUGACCUUGUCCUGACCUUCAACGUGUCCAUGCAUCGCUCCUGGUGGAUGGAGAAUGGCCCGGGGUGCAGGGUGACACCCAUCACACCUCCCCCCUCCUGGGCACCUGAGGACCACCGAUAUAUAUCUAUAUCUGGCUGCCUGAUGGAUUUCCAGUUCAUCGAGGUGGCUCACUCCUCACUGCAGAUACUGCUGGCUCUGGCGGGGUUCAUCUACGCCUGCUACGUGGUCAAACUCAUCUCAGAAGAGGAGGAUAGCUUUGACUUUAUAGGAGGGUUUGACUCAUAUGGCUACCAAGGUCCUCAGAAGACCUCCCACCUCCAACUACAGCCCAUGUACAUGUCAAAAUAAAGCUGGAGUGACAUCAACAUCGCUGCCUUACCGACCAACUGCUCACCACCCGCUUCAUCGCUCUUCAACUUGUCCGACCAGGAUUAUGGAGACUUUUACAACGCUUAUCAAGUCCGACGUUAUCAGUGUUUCAGUUGGAUCUGUACCGAAGGACUUGUUUUUCUGGUGAAACACUGCCCCGCAGUGGAGGGAUUCGGUAACUGGAGGACGACUGGCAUGUUCUUUCAAACUGGAAGUGUGCGACCUCGGUGUGCACAUAUCAUGUUGCUUUUCGACUCUUGACAGAGAAGACGGACCCAAAACUAGUUCUGGAGAAAGAACUCCAUCGUCGAUAAUAGUGUUUAGAUACCGAUGUGUUCACGUCUGUACAGAAACCCAACACACCCACAAACACUCACACAGCACAUGCUCAGUAGCUUCCUAAUGUGAAUCUUAAUGUUUACACUGAGCUAGGAAUCAACAGCGAUUUCCUCAUUCGGAAAACAUCGUCUUGAGGAGAAGAUUGCAGGGAGAAAACAAAACAACUAAUCACUUCCUCCGAGGAGAAGGAUUGAGGUCAGGCCACUGCUUCCCCCACACUGUCUGUAUUUACAGUGCCAAGCUUCACUUGCCCACAUCUCCGCCGCGGCAGGGGCCCUCACUGGUCUGGAUCAGAGGGAAGAUCACAUGACAAUCCAAUGUUGUCGCUUCAGAACAUCAGAGGUCGUGAAAGGAGGACGGUGUCGGGAGCUGAUAGGGCAUAUAAAGUGAAUUUACUCCCCUCUUGAAUCUUUUUGGACCAAAUAAAACCCCAAACCUUUGACAUAAUUGUUGAAAAUGACAGAGAAUAAACAAAGUAGAGUAAAGCUCUUCAGGUGUGGGUUGUUUACAAUAGUGCCCUCUUCUUUCCUAGUAUUUUGAGCAGCUACGUGAAGAGAAAGGCAAGGAAGUAGUCAUGAGAAGUGCCUCAUUUGUUUGUGAAAACACAGGAAGAUGAUACAAGUCAGUAGAUCUACAUCAUCUGCUUAAGUGUUUGGUCAAUGUGUCACACGUGUGUGUCACUUUUCUGUGUUUACUGAAGCCCACAGAGGAGAUUACUGCAUCCGACAGGUUUCCUUACAUGGUCAGUACUGUCACAUCUUCUCGUGUUGAUCAGAAUCUCUGUAAAUAGAGUGAAUGAAAACACACCGUCAUUAAGGCGGAGCAAAAAGGAAGCCUCUCAAUUUGUCUCGAACAAAAGUGAAAUGUCACAUUUACAUUCCUGGCUGGCUUCACUCAACACAGACGAUUGUUGCGCGAAAACAAAAUGUCACUUUGCCUCUUUUGGGGAACUGACACCAAGGCCUUCUCCUCUUCUCACCUCCGUCGGAGCCAUCCUUUCAAUGAACUCUGGUCUGACCAUCCUUUGACCGACCUCUCCAAAAAGGGACAGAACAUUGUGUGUGUUUGCAUGAGGUGUUUCCAAACUGUUGCGUAUAUAAUCUCAUGCAGCGUGUGACUAACUAGCUCCUUUUGUUGAAUGCUCCUCAGCUCUUCUCUAAGAGUUUUAAAUGUGAACUUUGUGAUUUUAUAAAUACUGCUGGAGACAACUAGCUACUACAUUGUAAAACAAAAAAAGAUAUGUAUCUUUGAACUCCUAGAUUUUCUUUCUAAAUCCACAUGUGGCAGUGUUUACUGUUUUUCUAGUCGAUGUAUGAUGUUGUGAUCAAGUGGGACCUUUCUUCUAUUUGUGUAUUUAAUGCAGAGACGGCAAGAGACGAGUAGCUGCACUAGUCUAAUUGUUCAUGAAGCAUCCUGUCAGGGCUGCAAGCUUCACACUCUGUCCCUGAAAGUAGCUCGUGGAGUUGUGACGCAGCCUUGAACUUUGCUUUUCAUUAAAAUGAUUGUAGACAAUUUCUACUUUUUUGUUUGUGCUACUUCCUGUGUGAGAUGUUUCCUGUAAAUGGAAGUAAAAGAAACUGCUUCGCCUUCAUUUUGAUCAUCUCUACAUAUGACAUUUCCUUGUAGACUGUACCAGAUCCUUUAAAAGCAUGUAAUUUAAAAGUAAAUAUAUUGCAUUCACUUGAAAGUGGCCACCUUUGGAAGAGUCUGCCUGCUCCCAUAAAUCAGAUGCUUUGAUGUGUAGUGUGACUCCAGAAGUGGGUUAGGAGGAGCACACAUGCUUUCCUCCUCAGUGAUCAUAGCAGCAGCCUCCUCUCUUCUGCUGCCAGGCAGACUUAGUCAUAGCAAAGGACCCUUUCAUCACGGGUGGAAACAUGAUGAAUCAUAAACACUUUUUUUUCAAAGAAAUAGCUCAUCAUAAAUGAUCCUUUUUCAUUCAUUAUCUUCUGCCUUAUUAUGAUCUUUCAGAUUUCCAUAACCAAUAACCAUCACGAGCCCGAGUUACAUCCACACAUCAACAGUUAAACAAGAUUCUCAGUAAAAUAACUCCAGUCAACUAACAGUCAGUGAGAUUAAAAUGAUUCAAGUUUAAAAUGAUUCAUGUUUCUGAAGCAGAAACAUUCCAGUGCUGAUCAGAGGGUGUUACUGAGUUACAAAAUGAGAUGGAAAGUGAAUUAUUUUAGUUAAAAAGGCUAGUUGAGCCAUGUGGUUUCACAUUUCUUAGCUUCAUUCUCACUCAAAAUGAUGCUGCAGCAGUCAGUGAGCAUGGGAAGACCACCAGGCUGCUCAGUCCAACCUCACCAGCCAAAAUCCUGGACUUAAGUCAGUUUUCUCAUUUAUGUCUUUUUGGAGUUUCCAGUUGCAUUUAGUCUUUUUUUUCAUGAACGCUGUUGGACAAACUCACAGUGAUGUUGCAUAACAACUAGAUAUUGGAA